Tupaia belangeri chinensis (Chinese tree shrew) is the source of this 1057-nucleotide messenger RNA. It is a transcript of the gene HOATZ, whose product is annotated as HOATZ cilia and flagella associated protein. Gene Ontology annotation, biological process: cilium assembly. NCBI's taxonomy places the organism in Eukaryota, Metazoa, Chordata, Mammalia, Scandentia, Tupaiidae. The transcript is spliced from 6 exons. The record is from RefSeq and is a predicted model, not a curated record. Bases 399 to 866 code for a protein of 155 amino acids.
UAAACUGCAUUAAAAAUAUUAUUUCAGGAAGCAACACAGCUUGAUGACUUUUGUAUAUGAGUUUUCCUUAUUUUUAAUUACCUUCGAAGAGAAGUUUUUAAAAAUCUAAUUUUCAAGGCAUCUAACGCAACCAUUGCCUUGGAUGGCAGCAAUCCAGUUCAGGACAAAACACGACCCAAAGUUGAUGUUUUGACUGUUCCAUCCCGACUCCGAGGCUGGACUGGCCCCCGAAGCCUAUGUUCACAGAAGUGGGCUUCAGAAGGCUUCAAAUCGCGCGCGGGACACCAACACCUGAGAGAAACCAGGGCUGCAGCGGGGGCUGUUACCAACCAGGCAGUUCUCGGAGGGGCGGGGUUGAAGGAGGAGCGAGGGACCUUGGCAAAGCGUCCUGAGUCGCCAUGGAAACGAGGCCCUGCGGAGGUCCUAGCAGCCCACACGAGUCCCAGGAAAUUUGCUCCCCGGGAUUACUAGUGUUCGCCGGCUCCUCGGAGGAAGAUACCAACUUAGCUAAGCAGUUCUGGAUCGCGGCGUCGAUGUACCCCACUAACGAAUCGCAGCUGGUGCCGGGCAGAGGUAGCAGCCAGCGUCUGCCGGUGGCGCGGCCCCGUAAGAUCUGUGUGCCUGAGAAUACAGACGUCAUUGCUGAAGCCCUCAAGAUUCAGGAAUCUGAAGAAAAAGCAAAGUAUCUCCAAAAGGCUAAAAGAAGACAGGAGAUUCUUCAGCUUUUAAGAGAACAAAGAGAAGAAAGGAUCUCGAAAGAACUGAUUUCCUUUCCUUAUAAACCAAAGGCCAAAUUAUACAGAGCAAAGAAAAUGAUAUCAGAGUCAGAUAAAGAAGACAGAGAAGAAGUCAAAGCGUUGGAUUAAUUUGAUUGACAACAUGGUGGAAGAUGGUUUACUUCUAUCUUCACUGAAAGAACCUACUCUUAUAUCAGGAUAUUGGAGUCGCUGACAAAGUGAAAGUAGAGAAAGAAUAAAAGUUAAGUUUGUAGAUUUCUAGGAUUUUACCAUUUAUUGAAUAUGUGUGUCAAAAUGGACAUGCAAAUAAAAGUCAAAUA